CCAUUGAUGAGGUUUUUUCUGGUUUAUGAGCAAAAGUUCAAAGUAUUAUUACUAUUAUGAAGGGUUAUUGGCAAAUCACAUAAUUUUCCAAUUCAUUGAACAAAAGGAAAGAUCAAAUCAAAUAAUUUGUCUGACUAUAUAUAUAUAUAUAUAUUGUUUAUGCAUGAUUAGAGGCGAAUCAUUUUGAUUAAUUCACACUUGAUUCGGCGAUCAAAUCGAGUCAAUUCUCCGACUUUUCAAAGAUCUCAACUUGGUGCCUUCUCUUCCCAGAGAGGCUCAACUCAAGCUUCCAUCAAUGGCUGAUCCUCACCUUCUUCCCGACCCACCAUUACAAACCCAAACCCCUCUGCUCAACAACGCCUCAGAGCCGAAGAUUGAAGAAAAUCCAGACCCAGAUUUCGACAUCCAUCUCAACAAAAUCCUCCAAAUGCUCGAAUCCUACCUCAAUUUUAUGGGUUUCGGCCAAUCCUCCGCCCUCAGCCUGGCCUUGUCCUGGUUCACCUUCUUCCUGAUCGGCGUCGCUCUUCCCGUCGCCGUCGUUGAGUUCUCCGGCUGCUCCGGCUGCGACAAGUACCAGGUCAAGGAUUUUGAGCUCGACAUCGUUGUUUCGCAGGCGUGCUUGGCUGCCGCGUCUCUGCUUUGCCUUUCUCACUAUCUCCGUAAAUAUGGCCUUCGGAAGUUUCUCUUCGUCGAUCGGUACGGCGGCCAAAUGGCUCGGUUUCGGGAACAGUACAUUCAGAAGAUCUCGGAGUGUUUCCGCUUGCUCAUACUGUGGAUACUGCCAUGUUUCAUUCUGAAGACUGCACGUGAAGUUGCCCACAUUUUGUAUGUGCCUCGUGAGUCAUGGUGGCUGUCAGUUGCUACUUUAUUAGCUUUGAUCCUAUCAUGGACUUACGUGACUACAAUCUAUCUGUCAGCUUGCAUUUUGUUCCAUUUGGUUUGCAAUUUGCAAAUCAUCCACUUUGAUGAUUAUGGGAAGUCCUUUGAAAGAGAAUAUGAUGUUAUUGUAUUUAUAGAGGAGCACAUCCGUCUGCGGUUUCAUCUCUCAAAAAUAAGCCAUAGAUUCCGAAUAUAUCUUGUUCUAGUAUUCCUGGUCGUCACUGCAAGCCAGUUUGUGACCCUACUCCAAACGACAGGAUAUAGCGGACAAAUUACUUUGUUAAACAGUAGUGAUUUUGGGAUAUCAUCAAUUGUUCAGGUUGUGGGGAUAAUUCUUUGUUUAAAUGCUGCUGCCAAAAUUUCCCAUAGGGCCCAGGGAAUUGCAUCACUAGCGAGUAGAUGGCAUGCUGUGGCAACAUGCAGUUCUGCUGAUGCAUCCCAAUUGAGACUUCCAAAUAUUGAGGGAAGCUUCAGAGCUGCUAGUACAUUGGAUGCACUGUAUAUGAAUAGUUCAGGAAGUGAUUUGGAAACACUGGAUCACAUCAUGUUGCCUACAAAUACACAAUUGGCUUCUUAUAUGACCUCAUACCACAAGCGACAAGCCUUAGUGAUGUACCUGCAGACCAAUCCUGGCGGUAUCACAAUAUUUGGAUGGACAGUUGACCGAGGUCUUAUCAGUACAAUCUUCUUCAUUGAGCUCUCAUUAGUACUCUUUCUACUUGGGAAGACCAUAGUCAUUGCUUCGGAGUGAUAUACCAUACUCUCAUCUCUGCUGCAGCGCAUUUGUAUCAGAUCAGGUCACAAGGCGAUCUUAUAGCUUCUUCCAUGUAAUUGUUCGUGAUUUGGGUGAACACUUAGCAAGAUCAUUGCUAGGCAAGAGGCAAUUAGGCAAAUCCCUGCAUUACCAAAUUACUUCACAAACAACCAUGGGAGCAGAUAGCCAUCUUUGAUAAUGAAAAGCCUGCUCAAGUCCAAGUAAUGAUUGUGAAAACAAGUAGCUGAUCACUUGGGUCACUGUUUCCUGUUUGGUAACUUCCCGCGAGAAAAGAGGCAUGUGCCAAAAGUGCACAUACCCCCUCCAUCCACAUUUCACACACAAACGUGUAGAUAGAGAGUAGAAGGCUGUUACAAGCUCGAGGAUGGGUUGACCUAUCGAGCACAAUUCAUAUGUUGUAUUAUAUUUCUAUCUUUGCCACACGAAAUGCAUUAAGAUAUUUACCGAAAAAAACGAAAAGAAAUGCAUCAAGGAACUCUCUCUCUCACACAGAGUAGUCCUACCUUCUCUUGAGAUGGUAGCUGUAAAUAAUCUUACUACAGGAAUUGUUCAUCCUCU
Messenger RNA from Diospyros lotus (date-plum), 2212 nucleotides. RefSeq lists its product as uncharacterized. The coding region runs from base 296 to 1630 and encodes 444 amino acids. The transcript is spliced from 4 exons. NCBI's taxonomy places the organism in Eukaryota, Viridiplantae, Streptophyta, Magnoliopsida, Ericales, Ebenaceae. The record is from RefSeq and is a predicted model, not a curated record.